AUUUGCGGGAAAAUUUUGAAAACGGCCGCAUUUGGAAUUGACCUAUCGUAGUGCGAGGAGUCACGUGUGAGUCGCGCUACCAACCCCAAAGUCAAAAAAUUAUAACCUCAAAAUAUGCCGAGUCCCCACAUUUUUUAAAUAAAACAUGACUGAAUCAAACGAAAAAAAUGAAAAGGAGGAACCAAAAAUUGCAGACGAGUGGCUGAUCCGUCCAUGCCCCGUUUACGAAGAGGAAUACAAAGAAUGUUCGUCAUUGAGAGGCAGGUUUCAUCAAUAUUUCAUUUUUGGCGAAACUCUAGACUGCAUUUCGUGGAAAAGAGAUUACGAUAAUUGUUGCCGUUGGCGUGAGAACAAAGAUGUGAAAUCGGCGAAAGAAAUAAUAGAAAAUGAAAAGCGGAGACGCAAAGACCGACUAGUGCCCCAUUUCUCGAACGAUGUUUGGCCGCGCCGGACAUCCCCCCCUGAUAACUGGAAUUCGCCCCUCCCUGAGCACAUCCAAAAGGAAUACGAAACUAGUUACCUAAACAUCAAAUCCAAAGAAUUGAAAGGGGAGAUUCCGCCCCAAGUGGAUAUCUCCUCGUACUGCACACUAAUGUAGAUUAUGUAAUAAAGCUAGUAUGGAAAUUGCGCGUUAUGUAAA
This is a messenger RNA of Tribolium castaneum (red flour beetle), 640 nucleotides long. RefSeq lists its product as uncharacterized. The record is from RefSeq and is a predicted model, not a curated record. The transcript is spliced from 3 exons. The coding region runs from base 146 to 598 and encodes 150 amino acids. Lineage: Eukaryota; Metazoa; Arthropoda; Insecta; Coleoptera; Tenebrionidae.